AUGGAUUGCGAAAGCUCUGAAAGCCCUCAGCGUUUUGCCUGGCAAACAUGUGCCACUCCUACCGAAGAUGCCGAGAGCUUGAGCAUUAGAGAGGAUGCAGUAGCGAAAGCUGAGGCUCAUGCUGCCAAGCUGAUAAGCUGCCUAGAAGAUCACAUCGAUGGUCAGAGUACAGAUUCGAAAAAUGUGAUUAAAUCUAUUCUCAACAGCCUAUUUUCGAUCCGGGAAGAACACAAGGGCUUCGAGAUGCUCGUGGGGGUCGCUGGAGCCACAGGCGCAGGGAAGUCAUCCAUGCUCAAUGCUCUUUUGGGAUUUCGUGAAAUAUUCCCUUCAGGGCAUCAGGGAGCAGCUACCGCGGUGCCAUGCAAGGUGGCAUGGAACUUUGACGACCGCCUCGGCUACGAGUGCAUCGCUAACAUAUACUUCCAAUCCAAAGAGGAGGUGAUGAAGACUCUUGAGAUUCUGGUUGAAGCAUUCAUCUCUCGGGACAAUCCGGACGAGUCUUCGUUUCAGAGCGACAAAGAAAAAGAGGACAAUCUUGAACAGAUGCAAAGUGAGAUAAACAAGGUCAUGGAAAAGGUCCGAGCUGUGUGGAAGCUUGAAGAAGAAGAUGUGCAGCAUAUUAUCGACAGCACGUGCUCAAAAGUCACAUCGAGCGCAAACUUCAUCUUCGAUAGCAACCCCGCGGUUGGUGAGCUUUUGAAGUUAUCGAUGAAGCCUGUCCACGCAUCCACCCCCGAGGAGCUGGCAGGCUUGACCAAACCAUACCUUGAUUCGACCGAGGCCUCUCAUGGGCGUGGUACAAAUUUUGCUGCUUGGCCACUUGUUAAAGAGGUCAGAGUUUCGCUUCUUAAGAAUGGAAUAUGCUUGGUCGACCUCCCUGGACAGGGAGAGAUGGAGGCGAGCAGGGCAGAGGUCGCCCAAAAGUACUCAGACAAGCUCGACGUUACCAUGAUCGUCGCCCCAGUUCAUCGGGCUGCCGAUGAGCGUAUAGCGCAGAAGCUUCUGAAUAAGUUUCAUUCACUCCAAAUGGAGAUGGACGGGCGCCUCAACAAAGAAAAGUUCUCCGUCAUUCUUUCUAAAACUGAUCAAAUUGAGGCCGAUGAUUAUACAGCCUUAUACGGAAAAGACGAAGAAGUGCAACGCUUGAAGAGAGCGAUGCAAAUUGCCCGACAGGAAAAGAGGAAAAGACCCAACCGCCGAAGACAAAGAAAGUUGCAAUCACGGGCCAAAGAUCUAAUGAGACAUUUCAAGAAAGCUACCCAGAAAAAUGAAAAGAUUAGGACCGAGAAAAAGGACCUAGUCAUUGAUCAGAAGCCGAAGAAGACAGAAUUACGAGGGAAAAGUAUGAACUUUAACUCGUCUGUUAGUAAUAAGUUGCUCGCGAGAGCAUUAUUGAGGAAAAUCAAGGCAUGGAAAGAGCGUGCCAAGAAAACCAAUAAGCAAGCGGACCUUGAGAUUCAGAGGCUUGAUCACCAACUGAGUCAUUGGGCCAUCUGGAAUAGAAACCGUCAUGUGGGUGAGCGUAUAGAACAAAGCUUCCAGAGGCAGAAGAAACGAAGUAACUCUCGGGGACCCAGUGUCUCCAGAGAUGAGACCUUGGGAGUAACAGUCUUGGGCAUUAGCUCCACUGCAUACUGGCAGCUCCAAAAUCAAAAAGGGGCAAGACUCGGGUUUCCCCGAGAAACUUUCACUGGGAUCCCGGGGGUAGUACAAUGGAUGCAUAAGGCUAUAUCUAGGUCCAGAGAGAAGCACCUGCUUUUGAUAUUGAACAAAUAUCUUGUCGUCUUCAACAAGCUGCAGGCAUGGACGAAGAAUCCAAAUAAGUCAGAUCCGGUCAUGGACAAGGCUGAAAUCGAAGAUCGACUCAACCAAUCUCACCAGAAUUUUUUGAAAGAUCUGGAGAGUAUUUUCGACACUUUAUGCAAGAAAAUUGAAGCGUUCGACACUCUAAAAAACAUCCACCCAAUCAAAUUCAAAUUUAAGAGGGAGAGCGAAUAUAUUACUGAAACCUGGUCUUUCAAAGACCCAAAGUCCCCAUUUCGACGAACAAUACACUGGUCAACCUACAGAGCGAUAGUUGCUCGGGGAGGGUAUUGGAAGCAUCACGAUGGUAUUGAAUACAAUUGGAUUUUGGAUUUGGCGACACCUCUGCUCGAAAUUCUGAAAGAGAACUGGCAGGGAGUCUCCAAGGAAUCAUUGUUGAGGCUACGAACUGACGUAGAGACUAAAAUCAUCGACGCUUGGAAGGGUGAUGCAGCAGAGAAAAUCGAUUGGAAGCUCAGAGAACAGCUCAUCGGCAUCCUCCCUGAAAUGACGGCAAUUGGCACUAGUCUAUGUAGUCAAAUGAGCUCCCUAUUGGAUGACUUUGCCAAAAAGGUCAAUGGCUUGCAUUGUUUGAUCGUUCCAAAUAUAGAGAACGCGCUCAGGCCUGUCUUGAACGAGGCUCUGCAAUUCCAAGGCCUUGGAUCGCACGCCAUGCGUCAACAUUUUGUGGCAGAAAAUGUUCCUCUGCAGUGUGAACGUUUAGUUCCAAUGCUGUGCCAAAGCAUACGAUUUGCAUUUCAUGGAAGCCUGGCAGAGGUCAAAAGAGACUCGAUGAAGAAAGCCCUUGAGGCGAUUGAAGAGGCCAAGGCCCAGUUCAACAUCCACGCUAGAGUUCUGUCUAACAACGGGCUAUCGGCAGGCGAGUUGAACUUGGAUCACAUCUUGAAGCAAGACGUCUCAAUCCCCAAGAAAGUGACCAUUGAGCAUAUAAUGAGCAUGGAAGAAGCUUAUAGAAAUUUAUUCGGCGAUGGGCCGAUGGCUCAAACUGAUUCAGAGGAGAGCGAAAGCGAGAGUGACAGCGAUAGGGACAGCGACGCCCCUAGCAGCGAGACGAAUCAGGACGAGGAGAUGCCGCUUGCGGACGACGUCUCGAUGGAAGAUCUGGUAAAGGAACUGAAGGAUUUGGAGAAACAACUAAAGAAACAUUAG
Clonostachys rhizophaga is the source of this 2973-nucleotide messenger RNA. The record is from the annotation of a GenBank genome assembly. NCBI's taxonomy places the organism in Eukaryota, Fungi, Ascomycota, Sordariomycetes, Hypocreales, Bionectriaceae.